UACUUAAUAAUCAGUUGGCCUGGACGUGAGGUUGCGAAAAUUUGAACCAAUUGCAAACUGUUGAACUUUACCCUGCGCAUACAGCUUGUUUCCCUGCCCUCCUCUUAUUGCUGACAGGGUAUUUAAUGAAAACAAAUCUAUGUUAAAAUAAGCAGCUACAAUUAUAGAGCAGGAGAGCUUGGCUUGGCUGCUGUCUGUGGUGAUCAGCUUUUAGUGCUGGCUCUCGUAGUCGGGAUUUCUCAUCAGAGGCCAUGGAGCUUUCAGCCAACGAGCUCAGCAUCUAUGACAAGCUAUCAGAGACAAUUGAUCUGGUGAGACAGACUGGGCACCAGUGUGGGAUGUCAGAAAAAGCCAUCGAGAAAUUCAUCAAGCAGCUCUUGGAAAGGAAUGAACCCCAAAGGGGCCCUCCCCGCUACCCUGUCUUAGUGGCCAUCUACAAGGGCCUGCUCACGCUGGGACUGGUCUUGCUAACUGUGUACUUUGUGAUCCAGCCAUACAGCCCGCUGCCACCCGAAACUCCACUCUCCAGAGCCCAUGCCUGGGGCUCCCUCAUCGGCCACAUCCGGCUGCUCUCUCUCCCUAUUGCCAAGAAGUACAUGCUUGAGAAAUGCCAGGACUGGUGGGCAGCAGGUUGCAGACAAAACACUUCUACACUUCCUGCAAACUGCACAGCAUGUUCUACUGUGAAAAGCCUUCAGAUUGUGACAGACAUUGGGGAGCUAUCAGAAAAACUCCAGGGGUCUCAGCCUUUUCUAACCAAGACAGGACAAUCUCUCUCAUACGAAGAACUAAAGCACUUUCAGUCCCAGGAUCCUGAACUGGCAGAGAUUAUCAUAGAAGAAAAUUCAUCUGAAUUGUGGAGCUGCCUCCCAAGACAGAGCUUCCCAUUUUUCCUUCCUUGGAACAGGUCUGUGAACAGAACUCAGAUUCUGCAGGAAUUUUUCCCUACUUCCUCUUUGCUGUCUUUCCCCAGGACAGUCUCCCUGGAGAACUGCUUUCUCAUCCGCCAUCCAGAUUUGGGGAAUAAGAGCUACAGUUUGCACAGCCUCUUUGUUGUUGGAAGUGGACAGCUCACCCUGACUGUUGUACCUCUGGACAAGUGCAGAGGACACUGCGAGAUGUUCAAAGUGGAUCUGGAAGCUGGAGAUUUGGGUUAUGCCAGCACGGAUUACUGGACGAUGAGCUUCGUGGCCAAAGGGACAGAGCCAGCUGUUGUUUGUUAUGGAGCUGCUAGCUAAGGACUGUGGCAUAGGAAAACAGAGCUACUUCCAGGGCAAGAAGACUUUCAGCUUUGAAGCCAAGGCAACAUCUUGAAAACAAUAGAGUGGGGCAACUGUGACAGGCAGCUUUGCCACCCUGCAUGUUUACAGUGUUAAAAAAUGACUGUUGUCCUGA
Lagopus leucura (white-tailed ptarmigan) is the source of this 1395-nucleotide messenger RNA. It is a transcript of the gene CUNH6orf89, whose product is annotated as chromosome unknown C6orf89 homolog. The transcript is spliced from 8 exons. Gene Ontology annotation, cellular component: Golgi membrane; nucleolus. The record is from RefSeq and is a predicted model, not a curated record. NCBI's taxonomy places the organism in Eukaryota, Metazoa, Chordata, Aves, Galliformes, Phasianidae. The coding region runs from base 252 to 1238 and encodes 328 amino acids.